Messenger RNA from Poecilia reticulata (guppy), 6206 nucleotides. NCBI's taxonomy places the organism in Eukaryota, Metazoa, Chordata, Actinopteri, Cyprinodontiformes, Poeciliidae. The record is from RefSeq and is a predicted model, not a curated record.
AGAGCAGCUGAUGUCUGCCGCUGCUGCUGCUGCUGCUGCUCCGAACAGAAGGGAAUAAUAAAAAAAAAGAGGCACCGAGUUGCUGUUGAGCUCGAGUUGGACCAGUGAGAAGAGCAGAGAAGAGUAGGACACAUUCAGGACGUUUUGGGAAGAUCUUUCUUGUUUUUUUUGUGCCAACUGGAUGUGGCUGAUCCCAGACGAACUGGCCAAGGAGGAUCUUUGAGCAAUUCCCAGUAAAAAGUACUGCAGCCUUUCUCUACAAUUCUACAGGUUGAAAUUCACCUUUUAUUAAUUWUUUUUUUUWAAGAUGACCACUAUGCAAAGGUUGCUCCAGCUGCCCGUGAAUGCUGUGAACAUUGUGAAGACGGUGCAGAGUCAGGUCCAGGGCCAGGAGGAGGACAAGAGCCCCGUGUUGAGCCCCGACAGCGGGCAGCAGACUUGGUACAGUGCCCUGCAGCCGGAUGAGCUGCGCCACCUCCGAUCUGGGGGCAUUGGGGGUGGCGGAGGAGGAGGAGGUGGUGGAGGAGACCAGGAGGAACGAGGCUCACAGGAGGAUGGAGGUGGAGGUGGCAGCUUCCAAAGUCAGCCCCUGCGGCAUGACGACUUGAAGGAGAUGCUGGACAGCAACAAAGACUCCCUGAAGCUGGAGGCAAUGAAGCGGAUUGUGGCUAUGAUCGCCCGCGGUAAAAAUGCAUCAGACCUCUUCCCAGCUGUGGUGAAAAACGUGGCGUGUAAAAACAUUGAGGUGAAGAAGCUGGUCUAUGUUUACUUGGUACGUUACGCCGAGGAGCAGCAAGACCUCGCCCUGCUCUCAAUUUCUACCUUCCAGCGUGGCUUAAAGGAUCCCAAUCAGCUCAUCAGAGCCAGCGCCCUGCGAGUCCUGUCCAGCAUACGAGUUACAAUCAUCGUCCCCAUCAUGAUGCUGGCCAUCAAAGAAGCCGCUUCAGACAUGUCUCCAUACGUCAGGAAGACCGCUGCCCACGCCAUCCCCAAACUCUACAGUUUGGAUCCUGAACAAAAAGAUCAGCUGAUAGAAGUCAUAGAGAAACUCCUGGCAGACAAAACCACGCUGGUGGCAGGAAGCGUCGUCAUGGCGUUCGAAGAGGUGUGUCCGGAGCGCAUCGACCUGAUCCACAAGAACUACAGGAAGCUGUGCAACCUGCUUAUCGACGUGGAGGAGUGGGGCCAGGUGGUCAUCAUCAACAUGUUGACCCGCUAUGCCAGGACCCAGUUUCUCAACCCAAACAUCAACGAGUCUCUGCUGGAGGAGGGAGGAGGAGGAGAUAAAACCUUCUACGGCUCAGAUGAAGACGAGGAUGAGGACGAGGAGGAGAAGGAGAAGAAAGCAGAGGCGGCCGCCAUGGCCAAGAGGAAGCCCUACGUGAUGGACCCCGACCACCGGCUGCUGCUGAGGAACACCAAGCCGCUGCUGCAGAGCCGGAAUGCAGCCGUGGUGAUGGCUGUGGCCCAGUUGUAUUUCCACCUGGCCCCCAAAGCAGAAGUUGGCGUGAUUGCCAAAGCGUUGGUCCGCCUGCUGAGGAGCCACAGUGAGGUCCAGUACGUCGUUCUUCAGAAUGUGGCCACCAUGACCAUUAAAAGGCGGGGCAUGUUCGAACCGUACCUGAAGAGUUUCUACAUCCGCUCCACGGACCCAACCCAGAUUAAAAUCCUUAAGCUGGAGGUUCUCACCAAUCUGGCCAAUGAGACAAACAUUUCCACUAUUCUCAGGGAGUUUCAGACAUACAUUAAAAGCAUGGAUAAAGAUUUCGUAGCUGCAACAAUUCAGGCUAUCGGCCGCUGCGCUACGAACAUCGGUGAAGUGAGAGACACGUGUUUGAACGGCCUGGUGCAGCUGCUGUCCAACCGAGAUGAGCUGGUGGUGGCCGAGUCAGUGGUCGUCAUCAAGAAGCUGCUUCAGAUGCAGCCGGAGAAGCACAGUGACAUCAUCAAGCACAUGGCGAAACUAACAGACAACAUCCAGGUCCCGAUGGCACGAGCCAGUAUUCUGUGGCUGAUUGGAGAAUACUGCGAGCAUGUGCCAAAGAUCGCUCCGGACGUCUUGAGGAAGAUGGCCAAGUCGUUCACCAAUGAGGAAGACAUCGUCAAGCUGCAGAUCCUAAAUCUGGCCGCGAAGCUUUACCUCACCAAUUCCAAGCAGACUAAAUUGCUGACGCAAUACGUUCUCAACUUGGCCAAGUACGACCAGAACUACGACAUCCGCGAUCGGGCCCGCUUUAUUCGSCAGCUCAUCGUUCCCACGGAGAAGAGCGGCGCCCUCAGCAAGUACGCCAAGAAGCUUUUCCUGGCUCUGAAACCUGCACCUGUCCUGGAGUCUCCGUUUAAAGAAAACUCACUGGGCUCCGUUUCUGUCCAUCAGGUGCCUGAAUGGACCAAAUGCAGCAGCCGGGAGAAGAGGAAGGAGAAGAAAGUSGAGAAGCCGUUYUACUCCGACUCAGAGGGMGAGUCCGGCCCGACCGAGUCUGCUGACAGCGAGUCGGACUCUGCCAGCGGCUCGGAGAGCGGCAGCGAGGGGAGCGGCUUGGCCUCAGAGAGCGAAGAGAGCGGCGAGGUCUCCGUGUCCGAGGAGGAUGAGGAGGAGGAAGAGGAGGAAAAUAAAACGAAGAAGAGGGAAUUAAAGAAGGUGGUGCARGAAAGCGAAAGUGAGCAGAGCAGCGAAGAGGAAGACAGGAAACACGAGAGGAAGAUGAAACAGCGGAAGAGCGACUCGGAGUCGGAGUCUGACGAGGAAGAGGAGAGCGAGUCUGAGAGCAGCCAGUCAGAGUCUGACGACUCCGAGUCUGAGGCAGAAGUCAGAAAGAAAAAGAAGGCAGCUGAAUCUAAACCUCCUUCCAAACCUGUCAAGAAAGAAACCAAGAAAGAGAAGAAGGAAAUGUCUCUUUUGGACCUCGAUGAUUUUGAACCAGCUCCCUCACCUCAAGUCACACCAGUCAACAACUUGCUCUCUAACAGCCUGGUGACCGACCUGGARGGCCUUUCCCUGUCCGAAGCCGUCCUGUCGCCAGCGACCAUCGCCCCCUCCAGCGCGCUGAAGAGCUACGAGCUGCUGCACCGCAUCACGGGCGAGGGUCUGUCGGUGGAAUACUGCUUCAGCCGGCAGCCGUUCAGCCCCGACGCCAACAUGGUGGCGGUGCAGAUGCAGUUCACCAACAGCUCCACGUCCGACACCAAGAGCCUGCACAUGGAGGACGUGAAGCUCCAGUCGGGGAUGAGGGUGAAGGAGUUCCCGGAGAUAGAGUYGCUGCCRGCCGGCGAGACGGCCACGGCGGUUAUGGGYAUUGAUUUCUGCGACUCGACACAAGCUGCAAACUUCCAACUGUGCACGCACACCAGGAAAUUUUUUGUGUCCAUCCAGCCGCCCGUCGGAGAGCUGAUGAGGCCGGUCUUCCUCACAGAGAACGAGUUCAAAAAGGAGCAAGGUCAGCUGAUGGGAAUGAAUGAGAUCACAGAGAAGCUAAUUCUAGAUGCCAAGUGUCGGAACGAGCACGCCAUCGUCCAGAGAGUGACCACCGCCGCCAACCUCAGCCGCGUCCCCUGUGGCUCAGACAAAGAGUGCAGUCCUCCUGUUCCUCCUCCUGAACAUCCUGUCCACAGGUUUGCGGGCAGAACGGUGACCAGCGGCAGCUUGGUGCUGGUCACCGUGGCGACCAGAGAAGAGGGCGCCGCCCAGCUGACGAUCAACUGUGAGAAGAUGGUGAUCGGCACCAUGCUGGUUAAGGACAUCCUCCUGGCCCUGACGCAGUGACGAUAAGCAGACACCCGGCUCGACUUGUGCCCCCUCACUCCAGCCACCUCGUGAAUUUCGUUUAGGACUGGUCACCGCUCCAUCUCCUGUGUUCUCCAGCAAGCCACGUUGGAGAGAAAGCUUCCAGAGUGUGAACAGCUUCUUUUUAAAAAAUAAAUCCUCCAAACUCUGUACACUGCAUCUGAAGAGUGAUGGAGAAGACAUCUAUAGAAAAAUGGAAUCAGAUUGUAGCAUAAUCAUCUUUUAGCUGCUCAGUUACCCUAAAUACCACUUACUGGUAUUUAGGGUAUUGAAGCAAAAUGGACAUUGUUUGGAGGUUCUCUGCUGUGCUUGUACUCAUUGUCCACAUUAAAAAUUUUGUUUCAGGUGAAAUAAAAAAAAAAAAAUGCUUCCAAAAGCGAAGAUUUUAAACUCUGUUUGUGGUGUAACCACGUGAAUCGGACAUCCAGAGAUAAGUGGAAAUGAUGAUUUUAGAGGCCCAGCUUGCAUAGGUCCGGUACAACAGUGACGCAGUUUUUAUGUUUCUUUUUUCCCCCUCUUUUGUCCUGACUUUGUUUCCGUUAAGCCUCAGUUUUAAGCUGUUGAAGUUAGUGACUGAGAGGAAAAGCUAAAACUGUUAAAUCUUUAACCUGGGACUGCUUUAGCCGUGCUCAGGACAUUUUUUAUCAUUUUAAUUUCUUUCAUGUUGACAUUAUUAUUAUCUAUUGUGUAGCUGUCACAGUGGUUUGCAUUGGAAUCCAAGUGAUGGUGGAGAGACAUAAAGGUUUACAAAAACAAAAGAUGAAUAAUUAGCUGGAGUGGUUUAGCUAGGCUAUUGGAGAUCCAAACAAAAAUACACCAGAACAAAAUAACUUUUAUCUGUUUGGGAAAAAAAGAAAAACAUGUCAUAAUAGUAUAAAAUCAGAACACUGUAUACUUAUAAGACUAAGUUUUUAUUAAGUAUAACCAUUUCAAUUGGAUUUUUGAAAGUAAAAAAAAAUCAGCUAUCUCAACAUAUUUUAUUAGCAUUGAGGGUCAACUUGAAAAAAAUAACACAAAUCUGGAUCAUUCUGUUUUGUCUCAAGAAAUAUUAAUCAUUUACUACGGGCAGUAAAACAAAGCGUGUAAACAGGAUUCUUUAAAUACAUCAAUUGAACAAGUUAACCUAGUUAGAGCGCUGAGCAGAUGAGAAGUUUAUGAGCAGGCAGUCUUAAAAAGAAAGUGAUUUGACUUGAAAGUGCUGUAUUACUACUGCAGUGCUAUGAGUGUGUGUGCUUUGAGGGUGUACUUUUGUGUUUAAUAUUGUUAAUUAAUGUUAAAUUUCACCAAGUGGAUUUCAAAUCUGUUUGAAAAAAAUAGUUUUUUUUUCACAGAUUGAUUUUUUUAGUUGCUUGGCUGACCAAACAGCCAAAAGAUAUUUACCAGUAAAGUGGCACUUUUAUUGAAUUUGUUUUUCACUGAAAAUUUUUUAUAUCUUCCAAUAUUUAGAAGCCACUUGUUUUUAGAAAACUAAACAGAAACAAUGUAAGAUUUUCCAAAAAAGAAAAAAUUACUUUCAGUGUCUUUCACAGCUCAUUUCUUUCACAGUAAAAACUUAGCAAAAGCUAAUAAGUAGUUAGCUUAGUCUAGGUUCUGCAUAUUUUCUAAAAUUAGCACAGUAGAAACACACAUUAAAAUGGGUUAGCUUUAGUUAUAAUGAUAAUGAGAGUUUAAUUAUCUCCAAACAAACUCAAGGUAGCACUUUUUUUCUAUCUUAGUAGCUGAGAAGUUAGCAGGCUAAUAAGUUUCAGCUGAACGGUACAAACCUUAUCUUUCAGCAAAAAUAGCAACAAGAAAUAUUUUAAAGAUAUGUCAAAUUUGUUAAUCAAAAAUAUUACAGUCAAUGUUCAUGUCAAGGUAGGAUUUUGUUCAAAAUUCCGUUUGGGUUUAAGAUUUAAGGAAAACAUUUUGAAAUUGGCAUUUCAAAGUCAUUUACAAGGACCAUUUUUUAAAGAAAUGUUUGUCUAAAUCACAUUCAAGUCAAAGCUCAUGCAGCUUAUUUUUGUGAAACUCACGAGGUCCAGUAAAAAUGGUAGUUUUUCUAUUUUUUCCCCCCAUCAUUUGGUGUAUGGAUUUAUUUUUGCCCUUGGAAACAAAGUCAGGAGCAGAGGCAAUAUAUCAUGUCAAAUGUAGCCAAUCGUGGAGAGAGUAUAUAUUCACAAACAUUUUGUUUUGGUUGCCAUUAAUCCUAAAACUUCCUGUUUAUAGCAGCACAGACACAACGAGAUAAUGAAAUAUUCCUUAUCCCCAACGAAAAGGAGGCGGGUUUCACAGAAAACGGCAAAUUCACACCUGGUCAUUCCUUUCAUCUCCAAUGGCUUUUACAUAGACGAAGUACGGAUUAUCAUGCCCUGUGUGUGGUUGUGAAUUGUAAUCUUGAGGUAUUGCAAGUUUAUUUAUUGUACAAAUAAAAGAUUAAAGCUUG